CUUCUUCUGUUAUCGCUGUUAUAAACCUCGCAACUCACACUAUUCCAAAACGUUUCCCAAUCGUCUCUUCUUUCGCUGAUUGUUGAUUCCCUAAUUCGGCUUUUCGCGUCAUUGAUUUGUGUAAGAGAUUAUUGAAUUGAUUCUCAACCAAAAACUGAAGAACCCGUAUCAGAUAUAGGUCCGACCUAAGAACAUGAUUUUCAAGGGUGUUUUCUGAUGGGUUACAUUCUUCUUUUAUCCAUCUGUCUGUAUGAUUUGAUUCAUUAAUGGUUAGAUUUGGUCGUUUUAAUCACAGGAUAAACGAAAUAGGUUCUUUCUGUAUGUAUGAUUUCCUUUGCUCUUGAAAGAUCAAUUGGGCUUAAAUGUUCAGUUGAAUUUGAGGUUGCUGAUUGCACUAAGAAAUCGUAUCCUGAUAAUUCCUUUGAUGUCAUCUAUAGUCGCGACACUAUUCUUCAUAUUCAAGAUAAAUCUGCAUUGUUUGGGACAUUCUACAAGUGGUUGAAGCCAGGUGGCAAACUUCUGAUAAGUGGUUAUUGUAGAAAAUCUGGAAAACCAUCUCAGGAUUUUGCAGAAUAUAUUAAGCAAAGAGGAUAUGAUCUUCAUGAUGUUGAAACAUAUGGACAGGUGCAGAACAGUUUAGGGAAGUCCUUAAAAGGGAACCGGAAAGAUUACCUUGGUCGGAAAUCUACUACUUCAAAAACAAAUUUCACAUCUUGCAAUUUUCCCCUUGAGCACAUUCAGUUUUUUUUUGUGUCGACACUACCUGUAUCAGAAGAUUGUUCCACUGAGAAUGUAAGCCAACCAAUAUCCUCCCAGUUCAGCAGAAGGUCAGACCACUUUCUGCCGCCUGCAGCCGGAGAAUUUGAUGGUGGUGAACAAACUUUGUGUAGCAUACAUGAGGAUGCAUUAACAUCGUUUAGGAAUUCCGGAACACAAGGUGCUCUUAGAGGAAUAGGUUUGUCAGUUGGAUACCCAACUGGAAAUGAUGGAGCUGUUUUUGGAGUUAUGGUUAUUUCAGCUUCUCCAGUAGCCCCGCAAGUAGGGCUUCCAUUGCCCCUGCUGAUUUAA
Molecule: messenger RNA, 1068 nt
Organism: Lactuca virosa
Lineage: Eukaryota; Viridiplantae; Streptophyta; Magnoliopsida; Asterales; Asteraceae
Source: the annotation of a GenBank genome assembly